This is a messenger RNA of Nicotiana attenuata, 1400 nucleotides long. Its product is annotated as centromere protein O. Gene Ontology annotation, cellular component: kinetochore; Mis6-Sim4 complex. The record is from RefSeq and is a predicted model, not a curated record. The transcript has 13 exons. The coding region runs from base 188 to 1156 and encodes 322 amino acids. Lineage: Eukaryota; Viridiplantae; Streptophyta; Magnoliopsida; Solanales; Solanaceae.
CUAAUACAACAAACAAGAAAAGAAAAAACCUUGUACUUCUGUUUCCUAGUUGCCGGAAGAUCAACAAUUGGACGAGGAAACAUUGAAGACGAGGAAUUUUUAUUAACUCAAUUUGUGAUGGAGAGCACAGUAGCUUCUAAAUUUUAAUUUGUAAUCAAAUUGAGGAGGAGGAGUGAAGCUGUUAUAAAUGGGAGAAAUGGUUCUUAUGCGAGAGGAGGAUGUAAAUCUGGACGCUGUACGGGCUAGAUUUUCAAAUGUUCUUAAAAGACAUUCGGAGCUAGCAGAGCGUCUUUCUAGGGACUCUGACAAGUCAAUUUUUGAGCGUCUACAGAGGGAAUUUGAAGCCGCACGCGCUUCUCAAACUCAAGAACUUAGCUUAGAAGGCGAGCAAUGGAAUGAUGGCUUAUUAGCAACAAUAAGAGAGCGGGUACAUAUGGAGGCAGAGAGAAAGGCCAUGCAGAUGCCAGGGGACACAACCCAGUUGCCAAGUCCUUUUCAUGAAAAGAUUACAUACAAAGUUGGGAAUAAGUUUAUUUGUUGCUUAGAUGGAGCAAGGAUUGGCAUACAAUAUGAGACUUCAUUUGCAGGAGAAUCUUGUGACCUAUACCACUGUGUGCUUGAAAGCAAGUCAUUUCUUGAGAAGAUGACUGUUCUGGAACAUACAGUUCCUUUUUUCUUGCCAAUACGUGAAGCUGAAAAUGAGUUUCUCUCAUCAAAUGCAAUAAAAUUUAUUGACCAUGUCGGAGAUCUCUUGCAAGCCUAUGUAGAUAGAAGGGAACAGGUUCGGCUUAUUAAAGAGUUGUAUGGAAAUCAAAUCGGUGAACUCUAUCAUAGUCUUCCAUACCAUAUGAUCGAGUUUGUGCUUGAAGAUUUUGAUUCGAAGGUGACAGUUAGUCUGAGAUAUGCUGAUCUGAUCUCUACACUUCCCUCUGGGGUUAGUGUCUUGGCAUGGCCUAUGCACCAGUCCAGGAAAUCCUCCGAUACAAUUCCCUUGAGUCAGAAAGGAAAUGGAGUAGGAAGUCACCCUAUCCCAGCGCGUUUGACAUACGCAGAGGAUGCACUCCGGACCAUGAGUCUGCCGGAAGCAUAUGCAGAAAUUGUCUUGAAUCUUCCUCAAGCUCUGCAGGACAUGUUUGAGCACACAAGCUCUACAUAGUUGUAGUUAUUCAUGAUCUGGAGUAGCAGCUGCCUCAUUGCAUUCUGUGUAGUGAAUGCUGUGGUUGUAAACUGAAUAUUUUUACUUUAUUUGUUAUACUUGUAUAUUCUGAAAAUCCGGUCUAGCGAUUGUCUUCUUCCCUUAAUAUUGACUCUUUUACUUAGUUCAAGACAAAUUGCCUUUGGUAUGUAUUAUAUCCUUCAUAUUUUGGGGAAGAAAUGGGAGAGAAUUCGCAAUUCACACA